AUGGCUGAUUCCCGUGCUUCUCGCCCCAUCGAGGACUUCUUUGUCAACCCGGCCUUCAACUUCGACUUCAACUUCAACUGCGACACUCGACAUCAACAGUCCAAGAUGGUCGACAACAACAAUCUUUACACUGGUGCUACCAAUCAGUACAAUGACUGCUGGUUCACCUCUACCAAGGCCUUGAACUCGGAUGGCAAGGCACCUACAGCAGUCACUCAUCUGGUCAACAACUCGUCGCAAUUACGCGGGUACACCUCCGACGAGGAGACAGCUUCUCCUAUCGACGACGACAACUCCAGUGUAUACUCAGACUACAGCGGCAUCAGCGACUUUACCUUACCGGAAGCUCUUGCUGAAAGCUGCAACCAAGUCGAACAGCAAUGCAGUGAGGCACAAGCGGUAAAGAUCCAGUCAGCCGGCAAGGCCAAAGUGGUUUCACUGCCAAAGCUCGUCGACAUUCCCUCAAGGCGUGGAGUAGUCCGACCAGCAAGCAUCAGUCUAAACCCCAAUUCAAGCUCCAGGCGCAACUCAGCAAUGCAGCAAAGUGUUCGAAGCAGCGAAGACAGCCACCAUGGAUCUGUCAACUCGUCAGUAAUGGACUCACCCGCAUCUACCGCCCCGAGUUCAUUAAUCAUCGACCGCUCGCUUGAAGUCAAACGACGAUCAAGCGUUGCUUCCCGACAUGUACCACUUUUGGAAGCCGCUCGUGCCAUCUCACCAACAACGCCAUAUCCAACUUCAACGCCAAGCACACCACUGGAGCCACGAUCUGUUGGUCUCAUUAAGCGCGAGAACACUGUAUCGAGCCAGCGAUCAAAUUCCACCACAUCAUCCUUGAAGCUCCCGAUAAAGCGCAUGAACAAGUUAUCGUCCAACUUCAGUCUAAACCGGAUCGGCAAGGAAUUUCGGGACACUUUCGUACCGAAGGAUGCAGCACGCAGAAGCUACCUGGAGGAUGUCAAAGAACCGGAACCCGUCAUGGUCACACAACAGGCGCCGCAAUCGCCGCGCAAUUCGAGCAUCAGUAAGCCGAAGAUGGUCGCUCGCGCAGCGAACGAGCGAGCACCGACGAUUGAGCUGCCGCCGUUUCCGGGUGACCAAGACGAUUUCUCGAGUGACUGGCCGCUGAAGCUUGGUGCGACGUCGUCGUUUCCAAAGAUGAGGAGUGUAUCUAACAGAGUCGCUUCUGAUGCCUAG
Messenger RNA from Fulvia fulva, 1197 nucleotides. RefSeq lists its product as uncharacterized. The transcript has a single exon. The coding region runs from base 1 to 1197 and encodes 398 amino acids. The record is from RefSeq and is a predicted model, not a curated record. Lineage: Eukaryota; Fungi; Ascomycota; Dothideomycetes; Mycosphaerellales; Mycosphaerellaceae.